AUGAAGUACUUUACUUUUUCUUCGUUCUUUGCCAAAAUUAUCAUCUUUCUUUUUCCAUAUGCGUUGCUAGCUUCCAGUGAUCACACUCAUGAACACUUUCUUCAAUGCCUCACCACUCGUAUAUCCAACCUCACCUCCACAAAUGAAACCAUUAUCUAUACUCAAAAUGAUGCGUCAUAUUCUACCGUAUUGAAUUCCUCCAUACAGAACCAACGUUUCAAUACUGAAUCAACCGCAAAACCUUUCGCUAUCAUCACACCAUUGAAUGUCUCCCACAUCCAAGUCACUGUUUACUGCUCCCAAAAGCAUGGCAUGCUAAUCAAAGUUCGAAGUGGUGGCCAUGAUUAUGAGGGUCUUUCUUACGUGUCCAAUCAGCUCCCUUUUAUCAUACUUGAGCUGAGAAACCUAAGCUCGAUUAGUGUUGAUGCGGAGGGCAAGUCAGCAUGGGUUCAAGCUGGAGCUACACUAGGUGAGGUUUAUUAUUGGGUUGCCAAUAAAACUGGAAAUAUUCUAGGCUUCCCCGCCGGCGGUUGUGGCUCUGUGGGUGUUGGUGGACAUUUAGGUGGAGGAGGCUACGGGUAUUUGGCGCGAAAAUAUGGGCUUGCAGCUGAUAAUGUUGUUGACGCGGUAAUAAUCGACGCCCAAGGUAGAAUUCUUGAUAGGAAUUCUAUGGGGGAAGAUUUGUUUUGGGCCAUACGUGGUGGUGGAGCAGCAAGCUUCGGAAUCGUUGUUGCAUGGAAACUUCGACUAGUUCCCGUGCCAUCAACAGUGACUGUGUUUAAGGUCCCAAGGGAUAUGGCCGACGAUGCAACAAAGAAGCUCGUACAUCGAUGGCAACGGCGUGCCCACAAAGUCGAUGAGGAUCUAACCAUCUUCAUCAGGUUCUUAACCGUGAAUUCUACAGAUAAAAAGGGGAAUAAGAAAAUUGUGAUACAACCUAACUUCAUGACCACGUUCCUAGGCGGUGCAGAUACAUUGCUUCAAUUGAUGCAGAAGGAGUUUCCUGAGAUGGGUUUGGUAAGAGAAGAUUGUACCGAAUUGACAUAUGUCCAAUCCUUUCAGUAUUUUUAUGCACAGGGAAAUGGAUCCUUGGAUGUUUUACUUGAUAGGACAACUCAGUUCAAUGAUUUGGCAUUCAAAGUGAAAUCUGACUAUGUGAAAGAGCCUAUUCCAGAUGACGUAUUAAAAGGAAUGUUAGAAAGGAUGUAUGACGAAGAGGUAGGAAGGGUUUUGAUUGAUUUUUAUCCUUACGGAGGGGAAAUGAACAACUUCUCAGAAUCUGCAAUUCCGUUUCCACACCGAGCCGGAAACAUAUUCAAUAUUCAUUAUCAAGUGACUUGGAAAGGAGAGUCCAAAAAGCAUCUAAGUUGGAUAAGAAGACUUUACAAUUCCAUGACUCCGUAUAUGUCAAAAAAUCCAAGAACUGCAUAUCUCAACUUCAGAGAUCUUGACAUUGGGAUGAAUGAGAAAAGGAGUAACACCACAAGUACCCUUACUCGUAUAGCAAAAGCAAAUAUUUGGGGUACUAAAUAUUUCAAGAAUAACUUCAACAAGUUGAUUCAGGUGAAGACAAAAGUUGAUCCAGCUGAUUUUUUUAGAAAUGAACAAAGCAUUCCAUCUCUUCUUAGCCCUUAA
Messenger RNA from Morus notabilis, 1635 nucleotides. Its product is annotated as cannabidiolic acid synthase-like. Bases 1 to 1635 code for a protein of 544 amino acids. The transcript has a single exon. Lineage: Eukaryota; Viridiplantae; Streptophyta; Magnoliopsida; Rosales; Moraceae. Gene Ontology annotation, molecular function: oxidoreductase activity; FAD binding. The record is from RefSeq and is a predicted model, not a curated record.